Microstroma glucosiphilum is the source of this 5988-nucleotide messenger RNA. RefSeq lists its product as hypothetical. NCBI's taxonomy places the organism in Eukaryota, Fungi, Basidiomycota, Exobasidiomycetes, Microstromatales, Microstromataceae. Gene Ontology annotation, molecular function: protein binding. Gene Ontology annotation, biological process: endosomal vesicle fusion; protein targeting to vacuole. Gene Ontology annotation, cellular component: late endosome; HOPS complex. The record is from RefSeq and is a predicted model, not a curated record. The transcript has 2 exons. The coding region runs from base 184 to 5820 and encodes 1878 amino acids.
CACCACCACCGCCAGGACACUUCCUCAUCACACCACGCCGCAGAGGCAGUCCUUCUCCUCUGACUUCUAAGCGCCGUUUAUCAUUCUUCAUCUCAUCCCGAAGGCCCGCGACAUGCUGCCGUAAGCAAUGGUUCACAUCCAUCCCUCACCUCAGCCAGCAUCUACCCCGACAGGACCUCACCCAUGACCUCCGGUCAAGGUCUCGGGUCCACCAACCCCUGGGCAGAGGAGCCUCCAGCGUCUAGAUAUGAUGAAGACUUAGCUAGCAUCCUCGAAAGCCAAUCGCAGAUUGCUGAUGGCAGCGAAAAAAGUCUGCAGACCCGAUCGGCAGAAGCAACUGCGCUGACGGACGACCCAGCUCCCUCUUCGGAGCCCUCCUCUCGUCCGGACUUCCUCAAUGGAGAUGACUACGAGGGCAGUAGACCCGGGACCGCAUCCUCAGGUACUUACUCGGCAAAGCUGAGGUCUAUACUCGGAAGCGAGGGGGCGGAUGAGACCGCAGAGACUCCGGAUCCCAGCGGGCAGAAUGAGCUUAGAGCCACAGGGGCAGUCAGCAUACCAGAUGUUGCCAAUAUGACAAUGGAUUCCCAUGCCGAUACCACCUUCGAGCUGCCGGACAACUCAAUGCGCUCAAUACCCCACGCGCCUGACAAUGCUAGAUUCCGCUAUAGGCCUGGCUUCCACAAGGGCAGGGACCCUAGUCUGUCCUUCUCAAUCUCGAGCUCGCAGCACAGCGGCUUCGAAGCUCCUCGGCGGCCUGCAGAAUACCCAAGUCUAUCUCGCCUACGAGCGAGUGGCAUCCUUCGACCCAUCUCGUCACCCUCAAGUAAAGCCGCUGAUCGUUUUCGUUUUCCCUUUGGUUCAAUGAGCUCCAUCUCAACUGCACAUCGAAACACUUUGGAGGCAGGGUCUUCUGCACCGAAUAGUGUAUCUCGCGCAACUUCGAUAUCUAGCUCGAUGUCUGCUCAAAGGAACCGCAUCUUUCCUUACGGAGCCAAUGACAUUGAGGCUUCUUCCGACUUCAGCAUCGAUUCAUCCAUCCAGCGUCACCGGGCUGACGUGCAUCAUGGCGGUAAAAUUGCGCAGACUGACCUCACAGAGAUGGGCAUCGCCGAUCGAGGGAUCUUCAAAUGGUCGGCUUUGCGCAAAGUAGCAGCAUACUUUCAAGAUGGAGGCAAGAGACCCAAAGAAGUACCUAUACCAGAGUCGAACCAGACGCUUCCGCAAGUCACUGGUGACAAAACAUUGUUCGUCGUAGGGGGCUCGUUGCUGGCCGUCGGCACUACCGAGGGCUACACUUUGGUCUUCGAGUUUGCCCAGAAUUUCAAAUGUAUCUGCGGUUCACCAUCUUUAGGUCGUACAGGCGGUCAGGUGACCUCGCUAGCUUUUUCAGCUGACAACUCUUUCCUGGCCGUGGGACACGCCAAAGGACACGUUGCCCUCUACGACUUGGCCAAGCCGUCGUCGCCAGCUCGUCAAGUGCCGCCUGUCAUGGCCUCUGAAGUUGCAGCUGGGAGGAGGGAAGGGCACCUCAUAGGCUCCAGGGUUCUCCAGGUAGCCUUCGUUGGGGCCAGACAUACGGCAAUCUUCACAGCUGACGAGAAUGGACUCAGCUUCUAUCAUUCGCUGGGAAAGAUAUUGGGGGUAGCAUCCAACGAUACUCUUCGCAUCCUUGGACGCUAUCCUGAAUACAUGCCGCCUCACGAGGGUCAAGCUGACGGAAUCACUGCGAGGCAUAGACGAAAGAGAUCGCCGCCAAUACUGGCUCUCACGCCGCUGCCUCUCGGACCAGUUGAUCAUCCUUCAGACGUAGUCCAUUUCGUUGCCCUCAUGACCACUCAAAAGCUUGUCGUCGUCGGUCUGAGCCCCAGCGCUCGUACAUGGUAUCGCAAAUCAGCUCCCCGCCCAUCCGCUGCGGAGAAGCCUCGGUUCGUGACUGAGGCCGCGUCGGCAACACUCGCCGAUGCAGUCGAAGGGGACGAGCUUCAAGGUCUGGAAGGGCCCGCAGAGGCGCCCACUCUUAAUCACAUCCUCUCGCCGAGUCUGUCCGACGAGACAAAACAGCGAGACGAUCAUCACAGAACAGCUUGCGCAUCUUGGUUUCCUGCCUUCCAAGCAGAUGAAGUCUCGUCGUGUACCGAUGCCUCGGGCUUCGUCCAGCCGCGGCUUGCCUUCGCAUUCGACCGACAGGUGUAUCUUCUCGACCUUGACGCACGCGAGGCUGUCGCUACUGACAACAGCCACGACAACAGCAGAACGAACGGGAGUAACGCUCAGCAGCAGCGCAAGACAGAGCUACACUUUUCGGAGAGGCUGAUCUGGACGGAACCUACAGAGGUGGUUGAAGCAAUUCAGUGGCUCUCACAUGAGCUGCUACUACUUCUGACGCCGACCAGCUUGAAACUCCUUGACAUGAGAGUCGGCAGAGUCACAGAGAGAGAAAGCUUGGAGCCGACUCUCAGGUCACUCGUGAGGAUGUCGUCUACUUCAGUAGACAAGGAAGGACAGCCUGCUGGCAAUGCUCCUUCCUCCUCCACCUUCGUGGCUCCCAGUGUGCGGGUACACAAGGGAAGGGCCUUCUUCCUGACCCGUCCGCAAAUAGUGGUCGGCCAGCUCAUUACCUGGGGAGAGCGGCUGCUAGGUCUCGUCUCUACGGGCGACUUCCUCUCUGCCAUCGAUCUGGCAACUCAGUACUAUGAAGGUACAGUCCCUGGAUCUUUCAUAGGGUUGCCACAGGACCCUGCCCUCCUGAAAGAACAAGUCGGGAGCAAACUCCGAGAGCUCAUGUCUGCUUCUGCUCGUUAUACCUUCUCUCCGGACCGGUUGACGGACACGACCCACGUCACUGCAGACGGACGAGGUGUUGACCGCACGGAGCUCUUCGUGAGUCUCACCCGCACCUGCGCACAUGCUUGUCUCGCAAUGGGCGACAUGAACUUUCUCUUCGAUGAUCUAUACGAUCUCUUCUCCGACAAUGGCAUCGAGAGUAUCUUUGUCGAACAGAUGGUCGACUUCAUCCUGGCAGGUCGGAUGAGACAACUGCCCCUUCCCGUCACACAGCGCCUGAUCUCUUCAUGCCAACGUGAGGAGAAGUGGGAUGUAGCGGAGAAGAUCAUCUGGCAUGUCGAUCCUCUGUGCCUCGAUCUUGAUCAGGUCCUCAAAAUGUGUGCGAAGCAGAAGCUCUAUGAUGCGAUGAUCUACGUCUUCAACACUGCACUGAAGGACUUCGUGUCCCCCGUCGUCGAGCUGCUUGGCCCUCUCAAGGACUAUCUGCGAGCGAGAGCGAUAAGCGGCAUGACCAACGGAUGGGGUGACGAGUCACAUGAUGCAGCCGAUGCGGAAGAGUACAAUAUGGAGCCAGCGGCUAGCAGUGAAGGGUACAAGAUCAUGUCUUAUAUGUCGGUCAUCCUAUCUGGAAGGUCGUAUCCGGCUCAGCAGGUCCUAGAAGAAAGUCUCAGUCAACAAGCGAAGAGUUCUCUCUAUGACUUCAUCUUCUCAGGUCAUUGCAUCGUCUGGCCUCCGGGCGGGGGCGGCAAGCUGGUCCUGUCGGUUGAUGAAUCCGAGACGGAGCCUGCAUACCCUUACCUGCUACUCCUGCUGCGGUUCGACGCCGAAGCGUUCCUCGAUGCUCUCGACAUCGCUUUCGAGGACGCCUUCCUCGAUGAGGAUCUGGACGAGGGGCAGCAAAGAACAAAUAAUCUUCAAAGUCAGGUUACUCGGCAGACAGUUGUUGAGAUCCUUCUCGAGGUAUCGGCCUCGCUAGCGGAGAGCGAUGUGAUCUUCACAACCAUCUUCAUCUCUCGCAACGCGCCAAAGUAUCCUCAAUUCAUCCGUCUCUCUGCAAGCACGGUGUCAACGCUGCUGGUCUCGCUCAGUCGCACAGGUGACGAGUCGACGAGAGAUGAUCGUCAGCUUGCAGCCGAGUCCCUUCUCUCGGCCUACAGGCACUCGUUCACAGACGAGGACCUCGACAUGUUCGAGCAAGCCGGCUUCUGGCGGAUCCUGCAGUCAGCGUACAAGGCUGCAGGCAAGUGGGAGAAGCUCACCACAAUGCUGCUUAGCGAUCCCGAUUUGGGCGAGGGGGUGUUCGGCCGGCUGACUGAAGUGCUUACAAAGGCCAAGAGCCGUACUCAGAGCAGCAAGACAGAGCUGGCUUCGAUGAUAGUACACGCUGUUCCUCACUUGAUGCCCUACAGUGCCGCUCAGGUGGCACAGCUCAUCGAUCGGUUCUACCCGGACAAGCAUGCUCAAGUACUCGACGAGCUUGAAGCCGAUGAGGAGUCGCAGUUCGAGUACUUGAGAGUCUUUGUUGACCCUCACGACAGUGAACACCACGGCGAGGAGGGUCUGCACCCUGCGGCCAGGCGACCUGACAAGAACCACCUCGACGCGGAUGCGCGAGAGCUCUUUAUCGCCUUGCAGUCACGUUUCGAUGCCUCUGCUCUCCUCCGAGUGCUCGACGAGCACCAGAAGGACCCUGGCUACUUUGAUCUCGAGACAGUCGUGGAAGUCGCGCGGAGGAACAGUGCAUACGAUGCAAUACUAUGGGCUCUGGACAGGCAAGACCAGCCCGCCAAAGCCUUUGAUGCCCUCGAUGAGACCAUUGCUACCGUGGCGCUCAAGAUGCGCAAAGCGAGUGAGGGAAGCUACCAAGUGCAGGAAAUGGCAGCACAAUUGAGGAGGGCGACCAACAUGGCAGUGAGAAUCUGCAGCGAACGCUGCGAGCCAGCGUCUCUACGUGUGCACACUGCAUUCAAGGUCGACGAGAUGUGGUACCGCCUGCUGCGCUCCCUCGUGAGUCUCAUCCACGCUGUAGCUACCCCAGGGGAAAUCUCUUCGGAGUCCUCCGCCGCCUCUUCGCCUGCACUGCAGCUCUCGAGAGACAUUGUACAGGACACCCUCUCCGCCAUGGUCACCUCCAUGUCCGCCGCGACUGUCUCCUUUCCACACCUCUUCCGGCGAUUGGUGGAUGCAGAGCCGGCGGCCAAUGACGGCGGCAGUGCCGGUGCAGGACAGACAGUACGGUACUAUGCCGAGGUCAAGACCGUCGUCGAGGGCAUGCUGACCGCGUGUCGUCUGCGCACGGAUCUGCUGAGCAUCACCAAUCGUAUUUUUGACCGGGAUACCUUUUCUAGUCUGGCGCAGCUCACGAGGCAGAGCAAGAGAGGUUGGCGGCCGGCGUACGAGGAUGGUCAUAUAUCUCAGGCACUUGGCUCCACGCGUGGAGCAGGAGGACCAGGAGCGGCCAGUACUCCCACAACACCAGCACGAAGACGCCCUCGUCGUACCUCUUCGACCUCCACCGCCGCAACUGCUACAGCUACUGGUCCUGCAAGUGGGACUAGGAAGACGCCUACGCGAGGCAUCGAUUUCCUGUCGAGCGCCUCUGCCUCGUCCUUUGACAGCGCGUCCUACUUGCCACUGCAGGCUUCGGCCUCGCCAUCGUCUUUGCCUUCGCCAUCACCGCUGACGCCUAGACUCGACAAGGGCAAGGGUCGGGAGAGGCCGAUUGAGGAGGUGCGGCGGGAGGACGAGUUCGGUGGAGUGGAGGAGGACCACCAUGGCGGCGGUAGCGGCUCAGUGCAAGGAGGAGACUACUUUAGCUCUCCCCUCACAUCUCAAGGCGAAGACGUGGCUGGGAGCGGACCGGAUCCGAGUGAAGGGUUCUUGAGCACACCCUUUGCCGCCUUGUACGACGAGGUUCCCAUCCCUCUACCUGCGCAGGAGUCGGCGAUGGCGGGGGAGAGGAUGAUGACGCUGGGUGGUGGCGCAGGUGGUGGACGAGGACCGGUAAGAGUGCGGUUAGGGGUUGCUCGGUAGCGGUAGCAGUAGCGGAGGCAGUGGCAGUGACGCAAUAUCACCCUGUGCAUGGCGAUGUUGAUUGGUUAUUCGCCUUCUUGUACCUUCCUUACAAAUACAUUCGGCCUCGCCGGUCUGGCUGCUCUGUCCCACCUUCCAUCCAUCAGCUUUCCUCGUCUCCUCUCCUGU